UUGUAUUAUUGAGUAAAUUAUUCUUUCGUUCUAUGUUGAACGAAAUGGCUAACAGCUUGGGGAUUGGUUGCAGGUUGCCUUGGAAAGGGCCUCCCGCGGGUUCUCCUUCCAUUCUUCCUGGCAACUUCCGCUCUCCACCCAGCAACAAGGACGCAGCAACUCCCAGCCCGGCGGCCGCUGAGCAGUCGCUGAAGCUACCCCGUCCACCCCACCUCCACCCCCACCCCUUCCCCCUCAGUGGCCACUGGGCAGCCUCUCAGCCCUCUGGUUCCGCGCUCGCCCGCCCGGCACUACUAGGGUGCGGAUCUCCGCAGUCUGGGCUCGACUUCCUGAUAUGGGGGGCGGGGGAGCGGCCUGGCGCUAGGCGGCGGCCGCUCUGCCCGCGCUCACCUCUGUGAGGUCAUCGAGUCCGGGAAGAGGCUCCAGGGCCGCAUCUCAGGCGGUUACCCCGAGCCAGGCUGUGCGCCGCCAUGGCCCCAGUGCAGCUGGACAACCACCAGCUCAUCCCUCCUGGCCGCGGAGGUGGCAGAGGUGGCAGAGGUGGCGGCGAAGGCAGCAGCAGGGACUUUGUGUCUGCCCCGGCUCCCCCAUCGCCCGGAGCCGCCAUGGCGGUGGCAGCAGCCUCCGUGACUAGCCCUGGAUACCGGCUUAGCACACUCAUCGAAUUUUUGCUGCACAGGGCCUACUCAGAGCUUAUGGUGUUGACGGACUUCUUGCCAAGGAAAUCUGAUGUGGAAAGGAAAAUAGAAAUUGUACAGUUUGCUAGCCGGACACGUCAACUCUUUGUUCGGUUAUUAGCUUUAGUAAAAUGGGCCAGUGAUGCUGGCAAAGUAGAAAAGUGUGCGAUGAUCACAAGCUUUUUAGAUCAUCAAGCCAUCUUAUUUGUGGAUACCGCUGACCGCUUGGCCUCCUUAGCUAGAGAUGCCCUGGUCCAUGCCUGCCUGCCUAGUUUUGCUAUCCCAUAUGCCAUUGAUGUACUGACUACUGGCUCUUAUCCAAGGCUUUCAACUUGCAUCAGGGACAAAAUUAUUCCUCCAGACCCUAUUACCAAGAUUGAGAAACAAGCCGCACUUCAUCAGCUUAAUCAGAUUCUUAGACAUAGGCUUGUAACAGCAGAUCUUCCUCCACAGCUAGCAAAUCUUACAGUGGCGAAUGGCCGUGUGAAGUUUCGAGUUGAAAGAGAAUUUGAAGCAACCUUGACAGUGAUGGGUGAUGACCCAAAAGUCCCAUGGUGUCUUCUCAAACUAGAAAUUCUAGUUGAGGAUAAGCAAACGGGAGAUGGGCGAGCUUUGGUUCAUAGCAUGCAAAUUGACUUUAUCCAUCAGCUAAUCCAGUCCAGGCUCUUUGCUGAUGAGAAACCUCUUCAGGACAUGUACAACUGCCUGCAUUUUUUCUGCUUAUCGCUUCAAUUAGAAGUAUUACAUUCCCAGACGCUAAUGUUAAUCAGAGAGAGGUGGGGAGACCUUGUACAGGUGGAAAGAUACCGUGCUGGAAAGUGCCUCUCAGUUUGGAGCCAACAGGUUCUAGGGAAAAAAACAGGCACAGCAUCUGUUCACAAAGUUACAAUUAAAAUCGAUGAGAAUGAUGUCUCCAAGCCUUUACAGAUUUUCCACGAUCCUCCUUUACCAGCUUCUGAUUCUAAAUUAGUAGAAAGAGCCAUGAAGAUUGACCACUUAUCAAUAGAAAAGCUCCUGAUUGACAGUGUACACUCACGAGCCCACCAGAAGCUGCAGGAACUGAAGGCCAUUCUUAGAAGCUUCAAUGCUAAUGAAAACUCUUCCAUAGAGACUGCACUUCCAGCUCUUAUUGUACCCAUCUUGGAGCCCUGUGGUAAUUCGGAGUGCCUGCACAUUUUUGUAGAUUUGCAUUCUGGAAUGUUCCAAUUGAUGCUUUAUGGACUUGACCAGGCCACUCUGGAGGACAUGGAAAAAUCGCUGAAUGAUGACAUGAAGCGGAUCAUCCCUUGGAUUCAACAACUUAAGUUUUGGCUGGGACAACAGCGUUGCAAACAAUCUAUAAAACAUCUGCCUACAAUAACCACUGAAACGUUGCAGCUUGCCAACUAUUCAACACAUCCCAUUGGUAGGCUUUCUAAGAACAAGUUGUUUAUUAAACUUACUCGCCUUCCGCAGUACUACAUUGUUGUGGAAAUGCUUGAGGUUCCUAAUAAGCCCACCCAGCUAUCAUACAAGUAUUACUUUAUGUCUGUGAGUACUGCAGAUGGCGAGAACACACCUGUCAUGGCACUGCUGCUGCAGCAAUUCAAGGACAACAUCCAGGACUUGAUGUCCUAUACAAAGAUUGGAAAACAGACCAUAAUUGGUACCAAGCACAACUUAUCUGAUGACCCAUGUCCUGUAGAAUGCAAGAAAGCCAAACGAUCAGGAGAAAUGUGUGCCUUCAAUAAAGUUCUAGCUCACUUUGUCGCUAUGUGUGACACCAACAUGCCAUUUGUAGGACUUCGAUUGGAGUUGUCCAACCUGGAGAUACCACAUCAGGGAGUACAAGUGGAAGGUGACGGCUUCAGCUAUGCAAUUCGCUUACUAAAAAUUCCUCCCUGUAAGGGAAUAAGUGAGGAAACGCAGAAGGCUCUGGACUGCUCUCUUCUUGAUUGCACUUUCCGAUUACAAGGUAGAAAUAACCGCACAUGGGUGGCAGAGUUAGUGUUUGCAAAUUGUCCUCUUAAUGGCACUUCUACCAGGGAGCAAGGACCAUCCAGACAUGUUUACCUGACAUAUGAAAAUCUGUUGUCUGAACCUGUUGGUGAUAGAAGAGUAGUUGAAAUGUUUCUUAAUGACUGGAGUAGCAUUUCCCGAUUAUAUGAGUGUGUGUUGGAAUUUGCACAUUCUCUACCAGAAAUACCUGCUCAUCUGAAUUUUUUCUCAGAAGUUUGUGUUUAUAAUUAUCGAAAACUUAUCUUGUGUUAUGGAACCACCAGAGGAAGCUCAAUUAGUAUCCAGUGGAAUUCCAUUCAUCAGAAAUUUUACAUUUCUUUGGGAACAGUUGGCCCAAACUCAGGUUGCAGUAAUUGUCAUAGUACCAUUCUCCAUCACCUUCAAGAAAUGUUCAACAAAACGCCAAAUGUGGUCCAGUUGUUACAGGUUUUGUUUGAUACUCAGGCACCAUUAAAUGCCAUCAACAAACUCCCUACUGUUCCAGUGCUGGGCUUGACUCAGAGAAGUAACACCGCCUACCAGUGUUUCUCCAUAUUACCACAUUCAUCCACCCACAUCAGACUGGCCUUCAGGAACAUGUACUGCAUUGAUAUAUACUGCCUUAGUCACGGUGUCGUGGCAGUACGGGACGGUGCCUAUAGUCUUUGUGAUAACAGCAAGUUAGUUGAAGGCUUCUGUCCUGCACCAGGAUUAAAGACUUUCCUGAACAUGUUUGUUGAUAGCAGUCAAGAUGCUCAGAAAAGAGCUUUAAAGGAGGAUGAUUACCCUCCUUCUCCUAUAGGAGGAGAUAGGAUGGACUCUUUAAUAUCACAACUCCAGCCACCUCAGCAACAGCCAUUUCCAAAGCAGCCAGGAACAUCGGGCGCUUACCCUCUUACUUCAUCCCCUACAUCCUAUCGCAGCCCAGUUAAUCAGCCCCCCGCUAUGAUGCACACACAGCCUCCAGGAGCCCUUGACUCUAGUUCUCCAUACACUCUUAUGUCAUCAAGACGGGCAGGAAACUUGCCUGGGUCUCCUCCAGUGUUUGUGUCCAGACUCUCACCAGCAACCCUUUUGCCUGGAAUGUCACCAGCUAACCCAUCUCUGCAUUCACCUGUCCCAGAUGUUUCUCAUUCCCCUCGAGCUGGCACAAGUUCCCAGACAAUGCCAACCAACAUAUCUCCACCUCGAAAACUACCUCAGCGCUCCUGGGCAGCAUCCGUACCCACCAUUCUCACUCACAGUGCCUUGAACAUCUUACUGCUACCUUCUCCAAUGCCAGGCCUUAUACCUGGCCUGGCAGGUAGUUAUCUUUGUUCCCCACUUGAGAGAUUCCUUGCUGUCAUCAUGAGACGACACCUUCAAAGAAUUAUCCAACAGGAGACUUUGCAGCUGAUCAGUUCCAAUGAACCUGGUGUAAUCAUGUUCAAGACAGAUGCCCUGAAAUGCAGAGUAACCCUUAGUCCCCAAACCAACCAGACCCUUCAGCUAAAAGUGACACCUGAAAAUGCAGGACAGUGGAAACCUGAUGAGCUUCAAGUUUUGGAGAAAUUCUUUGAAACAAGAGUUGCAGGACCACCAUUUAAAGCCAACACACUUAUAGCCUUCACCAAGCUGUUGGGAGCGCCAACACACAUCCUCCGGGACUGUGUGCAUAUAAUGCAGUUGGAGGUGUUCCCAGACCAAGCAACCCAGCUGAAAUGGAACGUUCAAUUUUGCCUCACCAUCCCUCCUAGUGCACCACCAAUUGCAGCUCCUGGGACACCAGCCGUGGUCCUGAAAUCCAAAAUGCUGUUUUUUCUUCAGCUAACCCAGAAAACAUCAGUCCCUCCCCAAGAACCUGUUAGUAUAAUAGUUCCAAUUAUUUAUGAUAUGGCUUCAGGUAUCACCCAGCAGGCAGACAUUCCCAGACAGCAGAACUCUUCUGUUGCUGCCCCAAUGAUGGUCAGCACCAUUCUGAAGAGGUUUGCAGAGAUGAACCCUCCACGGGAAGGUGAAUGUACAAUAUUUGCAGCUGUUUGUGAUUUAAUGGCACAUCUUACACUGCCCCCUGGUGGGUGUCCAUAGACCGAAUUGAUUUUAAACCAGGAAGGCUGACAAAUGAAACAAAACUACACACACACACACACACACACACACACACACACACACACACACACACACACAUGGAGG
Messenger RNA from Rattus rattus (black rat), 4826 nucleotides. Its product is annotated as mediator of RNA polymerase II transcription subunit 14-like. Gene Ontology annotation, cellular component: mediator complex; core mediator complex. The record is from RefSeq and is a predicted model, not a curated record. Gene Ontology annotation, molecular function: transcription coregulator activity. Gene Ontology annotation, biological process: regulation of transcription by RNA polymerase II. Lineage: Eukaryota; Metazoa; Chordata; Mammalia; Rodentia; Muridae.